Molecule: messenger RNA, 1028 nt
Organism: Trichomycterus rosablanca
Lineage: Eukaryota; Metazoa; Chordata; Actinopteri; Siluriformes; Trichomycteridae
Gene: nit2
Product: nitrilase family, member 2
Exons: 10
Coding region: 74-913 (279 amino acids)
Biological process (GO): L-glutamine metabolic process; oxaloacetate metabolic process
Cellular component (GO): mitochondrion
Molecular function (GO): omega-amidase activity
Source: RefSeq, a predicted model, not a curated record
GAGGGAGUGAAGCAAUUUGGAACACAGCCGAGUACAGUCGUUUGUAUUUACAGUCUUUAAAAGGUGAAAAACUAUGGCGAUGACAAAGUUUCGUCUGGCAGUGGUGCAACUGCACGUAACAAAGUUAAAGGCUGACAACUUAAACCGCGCUAAAAGACUGGUGAAGGAGGCAGCAGGCCAGGGGGCAAAAGUCGUGGUGUUACCUGAAUGCUUCAACUCUCCAUAUGGAACAGGUUACUUUGCAGAGUACGCUGAGAAGAUCCCCGGACAAUCAAGCCAGGUGCUGUCGGACGCUGCUAAGGAGUGUGGGAUAUACCUAGUUGGCGGAUCCAUACCUGAGGAGGAUGGAGGGAAGCUCUUUAAUACCUGCACAGUUUUUGGUCCUGAUGGUAAAUUACUGGUAAAACACAGAAAGAUCCAUCUCUUUGACAUUGAUGUCCCUGGAAAAAUACGUUUUCAGGAGUCUGAGACAUUAAACCCAGGCAACAGUUUAUCCAUGUUUGAAACUCCAUUCUGUCGAGUGGGAGUGGGGAUUUGCUAUGACAUACGCUUUGCUGAACUUGCACAGAUCUAUGCUAGGAAAGGUUGCCAGCUGUUGGUAUAUCCUGGUGCCUUCAACAUGACCACAGGGCCAGCUCACUGGGAGCUGCUCCAGAGGGCACGGGCAGUGGAUAACCAAGUGUAUCUGGCCACUGCUUCACCAGCAAGAGAUGAAAGUGCCAGCUAUGUGGCUUGGGGUCACAGCUCUGUUGUCAACCCUUGGGGCGAGGUAAUCACGAAAGCAGGGUCAGAGGAGUCUGUAGUGUAUGCUGAUAUUGACCUGCAGUACCUGGCUGAUGUACGUCAACAGAUUCCAAUCACAAUGCAGAGACGCGAAGAUAUAUACAAAGUAAAUGUUGUUAAUGAAGAAUGAGUUGUGGUUUGAUUGUUAAAUGUGCCUGGACUUCGGUUUCUUACACCGUUAGACAAAUGUUCACAUCAAUGUUCAUGUAUUUGUCUCAGAACAUAAAACAUAUUUUAGUUGUUAA